CAAUUUUAAGAAAUAGAAGUUUUGUACUGUGGUGUGGUUUCGUUUUUAUUUUUUGUAUUUGUUUUCCUCUUUCACCAAUUUGAAAUAUUUCCUGAGUUAUAUAAAAGUUCCUGAGUUGUAAAAUAAAAACUAACCUUCGAUCACGAUGGCGAAUGAUAGAGAAGUUUUGCGUGAAAUAUGGGACGGAAAAUUACCAAUUUGUUUUCAACUAGACCAAGAAGAAAUAAUGGAAAUUCAGCAACCAGAUCCCUUUUAUGUUAUGGUGCCCAGACUAAGCUACUUUCCAUUAGUAACCGAUAAGAUGAAAAGACAUUUUCUCCGAUAUAUAUCUCAAGAAAAUGCAGAUAACGAGAUGUGGCUUGAUUAUAAUGGACAGCCCUUGAAAUGGCAUUAUCCAAUAGGCUUUCUUUAUGACUUGUAUUGUGGAAAUGAUCCACAAUUACCUUGGACACUGACAGUGCAUUUCACAAAGUUUCCUGAAGGCAUACUACUUCACUGCCCAAAUAAAGAUGUGGUUGAAGCUCACUACAUGUCAACUGUUAAGGAAGCUGAUGUGCUGAAACAUCGAGGCCAGGUCAUGUCCACAAUGCAAAAAAAAGAUCAUAACCAAUUAUGGCUUGGUUUACAAAAUGACAAGUUUGAUCAAUUUUGGGCAAUAAAUAGAAGGUUAAUGGAAUCUCAUGGUGAAAACGAGGGUUUCAAACACAUUCCAGUUAGAAUAUAUUCAGAUGAAGCAUCAUGCAUACAACGCUUAGUGAAUCCAAAGAAUACAGAUGGUAGUAGAAAAGUUUUACAGCAAAUGAUAACAGAAAUAUAUCAUGAUAAAGUUGAUGUUCAAUUGAGAACACAUGGAGUUGUGAUACCAGGUGAUACCCCACUGCAAUGGCUCUCUGAACAUAUGAGUUACCCAGAUAAUUUCCUGCAUUUGUGUGUGUGCUAAAUACUAAAACUACAAAAAAAAGUUUCACUUAUUGUGCAAUUGAUUGUGUGUAGUCAUUAUUAUUAAAGAAAUGCAUUCCUUAAAAAGUAGGUAUGUAAUUGAUUACUUUAUUAUAUUUUCUAAUUUUGAAGA
Molecule: messenger RNA, 1072 nt
Organism: Amyelois transitella
Lineage: Eukaryota; Metazoa; Arthropoda; Insecta; Lepidoptera; Pyralidae
Gene: Atg5
Product: autophagy protein 5
Exons: 5
Coding region: 146-940 (264 amino acids)
Biological process (GO): autophagosome assembly; cellular response to nitrogen starvation; autophagy of mitochondrion
Cellular component (GO): Atg12-Atg5-Atg16 complex; cytoplasm; phagophore assembly site membrane
Source: RefSeq, a predicted model, not a curated record